This is a messenger RNA of Blepharisma stoltei, 249 nucleotides long. The record is from the annotation of a GenBank genome assembly. NCBI's taxonomy places the organism in Eukaryota, Ciliophora, Heterotrichea, Heterotrichida, Blepharismidae.
AUGACAGUCUCUGCAGGCUCUACCAACCCUGGAACUCCUCCUAUAACCGUUGCGCCUCUUGUAUAUUAUGGCGCUUAUACAGCAUGAAGUUUAAUUAACGAAGGCAAACUUGGAAUUUUAAGACAUUUCCAAAUAAAGUAUUUUAUUUUUGAUUGUGGUGUUAUUACUUAUGAUGAAGAAUUUGCAACAGCCUGCUUUAAAGAUAUAGAUAAAUUUGGAUUAGCACAUAUACUGCGCCUACCUCCUUAA